This is a messenger RNA of Salvelinus fontinalis (brook trout), 2203 nucleotides long. Its product is annotated as titin homolog. The transcript has 2 exons. Lineage: Eukaryota; Metazoa; Chordata; Actinopteri; Salmoniformes; Salmonidae. The record is from RefSeq and is a predicted model, not a curated record. The coding region runs from base 1351 to 1965 and encodes 204 amino acids.
GAGAGAGAAAGACAGUUGUUGAACAGUUUUUAACAAAUUCAUUUCUUUCAAAAUGAAGGAGAAACAAGAGAUAUAUAUAUAUAUAUGUAUAGAGAGAGAGAUUGUCAUUUUUUUCACUUUCAGUUUCAUUUACUUAGCUAGCAAAUGCAGCUAGCUAGUUUAGCCUACUGAAACAUCCUGCUCAAACGGAAUGAUGCUAUGUUAGCUAGCAGGAAGUCAAGAUAAGCUUUUGGUAUUACUAAUUUAUUGCCACCGGGGCCCGUCGGUGUAACUGCUUACUGACUGCACACUAACAUUAUUGCGUGAUUGCAGCCGGUUUACUAACGCGUUAGUUAUAUUACCUAUGCUGACUAGGAUGUCACUUUAGCUAAUAUGGUGACAUCAAUGUAGGCUGUUUGUAGAGGUUUGGCUUGGAAAGUUUUUUUGUCUGGUCACAUAGCUGAUUUGUCCAGAAGUCCACAAGCAAAGGGAAGAGAAGGAAUACAACGUGGCUGUCAUGAGCGUGAACUCUGUUUACGCGUGAUCAGGAGUGUAUUCAUUCUGCCGAUUCUGUUGAAAAAUCUUUCUUAAACAGAAGAAAACGGAAGAAAACGGGGAUAAACAUACUAACCUCAUGAUGGGUCUAGGGAAAAUGCUUGAUCUCCUCUCCUCUCUACUCUUUCGGCUGGUGCAAAAAGCUCAAUACACUCAGGCAUAGGAAAGGCAGCUAGCGAUCACUGGAAGGACAGCCUGACUCACUGAGAGGAGGUAAUAAUACACAAAACAUGGCCGCCAAAAACAUCUCUGUCUAGACUUGAGGGCCAUGCCCUGACAGCUAAACUACUCAAUGACUGUAAACAAACCUCUGGGAUGAGAACAUUUUAGUAUGUUGGCUUGUGUAUGGUCAAUGAAAUGACACUUGUACUUCGGGCAGCUAAGCGAAAAUGGAGGAAAACUGAACUUCUGGACGACCUAUUAUCCUUUCACGUCCUCCUGCCUUUUCUUCCUCUGUAUCCUCUGCUAAAGCCACUUUAUUUCACUCUAAAUGUCAAGCUUCUGCCUGUAACCCUAGGAAACUCUUUACCACCUCCUCAACCCUUAAUCCUCUACCCCCUCCCUUCUCCCUCUGCGGACAACUUUGUCAACCAUUUUGAAAAGAAGAUUGACGACAUCCGCUCCUCAUUCACUCUGCCUAUUGUGUCGACUGGUCCCACUCACACAGAACUAACCUACGCCUUGACCUCUUUCUCCCCUUUCUCUCUGGAUCAAAUCUUACUAGUGAGGUCUGGCUGACAGAGCCUGUCCAUCAGAGCCUGUCCAUCAGAGCCUGCCCAUCAGAGCCCUGCCCAUCAGAGCCUGUCCAUCAGAGCCAUGCCCAUCAGAGCCCUGCCCAUCAGAGCCUGUCCAUCAGAGCCUGUCCAUCAGAGCCUGCCCAUCAGAGCCCUGCCCAUCAGAGCCUGCCCAUCAGAGCCAUGCCCAUCAGAGCCCUGCCCAUCAGAGCCCUGCCCAUCAGAGCCUGUCCAUCAGAGCCUGUCCAUCAGAGCCUGCCCAUCAGAGCCUGCCCAUCAGAGCCUGCCCAUCAGAGCCCUGCCCAUCAGAGCCUGCCCAUCAGAGCCUGCCCAUCAGAGCCUGUCCAUCAGAGCCUGUCCAUCAGAGCCUGUCCAUCAGAGCCUGUCCAUCAGAGCCUGUCCAUCAGAGCCUGCCCAUCAGAGCCUGCCCAUCAGAGCCUGCCCAUCAGAGCCUGCCCAUCAGAGCCUGUCCAUCAGAGCCUGUCCAUCGGAGCCUGCCCAUCAGAGCCUGCCCAUCUUCCAAAAAUCUCUGAAACGCUACAUCUUCAAAGAGUAUCUUAAACAAUCCCACAGCACCCUACCUCACACCCUACCUCACACCCUACCUCACACCCUACCUCACACCCACUCCUCACCCCUGUUAUUGAUGAGCUAUAACCUUCGGGGAAACAAAACUCUCUUUGUCACCAAAUCCUAACUUCCCAACACAUCUCUCAUGUACUGCAUGCCAUCGACAUCGACUAGGACAGUAAUCAGUAAUGCUAGUGAACUGGGCUAGUCCAGGGUAAAAGUCCAGGGUUAAAUCAGUCCAGGGUUAAAUCUUGAUCAACCAGAGACAGACACUCGUCAUCGCUGACUGGAUACAAUUACUUCUCCCUGUAAUAGACUCAAUGAACUCUCAUUAUUUUGAAUCAAGUCAAUUGUUACCUGGUCUA